AUGGUCAUUGCCGGAAUCGAUGCAAAUGCGAAGAUAGGACUUGGACAAGAAUCCGAUGUGCUACAAAAAUGGCAUUAUCCAGCGGAUGACGGUGGCGAUCUCUCGUCGACUUGUGUGAGCAGACGGGACUCACAACCGCAUCGACGUUCAAGAGGAGCACCGUUUCCUUCAGCUUACGUGGCAAAGCAGAGAUACGCUAAGGCCACUUCUGCAUUUAACUCCUCAACGAAAUGUUUGUGGUCGACUCCUAUCUCCAAAGAAGUCAAGCUGCUUGUCUACCUGUCCGCAAUUCGCCCCAUCAUGAUGUACGGAUCGGAGACUUGGGCGGCACCAUCAGCGGUUAUGGAGAGGCUUGAUUGCACGGAAAGGAAGAUGCUUGAACGGCUGCUUGGGUACUUUUGGCCUAGGGAAUGCCACAAUGAAAAGGUUUACGUGGAAACUGAUGUGGUGUGCCGGCGGAUGACACGUGGAAGAUAUCAACAUAUAUUAAGGAGACCAGCAGAUCGUCUUGUUCAACGAGUGUUGAGGAGUUUGUCAGGUUUAAGCUGGAACAGGCCACCUGGCCGAAAACGGAAGUUAAGGGCUGAGGUGGUGAAAGAUGAGCAGAGGAUACUCGGCCAGGAUAGGCAGUUUAAUGAUAGCGACGAAUGGAUUGAUUACGUGCAAGCUCUCGCAGAAGAUCGAGGAGGUUGGGCAGAGCUAUGUUUAAGGACGGCACUUCUCGGCGAAGAUUCAGGCAAUCGCGUCCGGCGAUAG
Necator americanus (New World hookworm) is the source of this 756-nucleotide messenger RNA. RefSeq lists its product as uncharacterized. Lineage: Eukaryota; Metazoa; Nematoda; Chromadorea; Rhabditida; Ancylostomatidae. Bases 1 to 756 code for a protein of 251 amino acids. The transcript is spliced from 2 exons. The record is from RefSeq and is a predicted model, not a curated record.